This is a messenger RNA of Bursaphelenchus okinawaensis, 5082 nucleotides long. Lineage: Eukaryota; Metazoa; Nematoda; Chromadorea; Rhabditida; Aphelenchoididae. The record is from the annotation of a GenBank genome assembly.
AUGAGCAAAUCACACAGCUAUGACCAUCCGGAUGCUGUAAGACCAGUCCGGUCUAAGUUCGGCUCCAUCAUCAGGUUAGCGCAGUAGUUGUCAUAGUUUUAGUCAUCGUCCGUUUAGUCUGUUUGUAAGAAGUUGUGACCUCAAUCACCUCUAUUAUCAUGACAGUCCUUCUUUAGUUUUAUCAGCAAUGUCGCGGUUAUAAGUAAUCCCGUAGUAAUCGUAAUAUCUUAGGAAGUUCCCUCGACUUCUCUUCCAGAUGGCAGGGAAGUACAAUAUAGAAGAAAAGGACAAGUCCAUCGCUUCGGCCUUGCCAGAGCUAGACCGUUAUCAGUUAUCACGUCAGGAUGCAUCAGUCAGCUCAAGGAAGAGUCCUCUAGGCAGGUAAGUACCAAGUUAUGUGAUUAUUGACCAAUUCAGAACUGAUGAAAUGCUGGUAGAGUUGGACGACGAAGACGGUGCAGACCUCCAACAACUCAACGGUCGACCACAAAGUGUACUAUCAAUGCCGUUCAGUCCUCGAAGUUUCGAUGAAACGACAGAGGAUGACCCUAUAGCACCAUUAAAAUGCAAAACAGCACUAGGUGUAUACAACACGAAAAGUCAGCCAUUGCCAGUCAAUGGCAAGAAACUUGACAAAACACAUAAUCAUGUAAACGGGCAUGUCCUUGUGAAUGGUUCAGCAUCAAUUCCUGAACUACAAUUCUCAUCAGACCAUAAUGUAGCCCCUUCUACCUCGGUCAACAUUACAGAAAACAAUACCUGGAAGACGGCCUCCUUUCGACCCACUACUACACAGAAUGGCAGACUGAAUGGAGUCAGAACUGAAGAAAAUCACUUCACAAGAACCUUCAGUUUAAGAGUAGACUGUCCUGCCGAGGACUCCAGAAGCCUAAACCACACACCGGCUAUUAGUCAGUCGGGGUCGAGGAAUGGGUUUACUAGUGCUAAUGGGAGUAUAGAAUCAUACGAUUCCAAUGUUUAUAGCAGUAACCUAGCCUACAGUCAUCAUGCAAUAGAAGCACGACUACAACCUUCAUUAUCUACCCCGGCACCAACAGAAAAUGGCACACAGACGCUACGAAAAGAAGAAUACAGGAGAUUCAAGAGCGAAGGUAAGCAAGACUACGAAAAACGGCUGUGUUAUCCAUUAUUGCCAGUUUUUCGAAAAUGUAGUCUUUUCGUCGUAAGCUGUUAAGCGCCUUAACAUAUACGUUAACACAAAAUUAAUGUAUUAGUUUUAGGAUCGACAGGAGGCAACGGGCACAUGCCUUCGACCGAGAUGGACAUACCUCUGGAGGACCUUUCCCCCAUAGCCGAUCGGGCUUCACCGUCAGGAAGACUGAACUUGUUUCAGGUACGCCUUUUGAGUACUAUUUUAAGGUCUUCUUUAAAUUAUAUAUAAGUUUGACUAGUAAAAACUACAUUUCUUAACCAAAAAAACCAAUUAUUUUAAUUGAAAGCUCAUUAAAAACAUUUCAGAAGUCACUUUUACAGAUUCAGGAUUCUGUAGUUAAUGGCCCGGUGCCAAAACAGUCGCAAACUGAACAGGUCAUGAUGAUGCAUGUGUUCAAGACCAAACUACAAAAAUACCAAACCUUCAUUGACCGGGCUUUCGAAUCGAUUCAGAAAGAACCAAAUGAGCAGAUUUUUGAAGGCUGUGCGAUUGUAGCUAAAGUGAUGACAAAAGCCUGGCUCACCCCCAAAAUAUCACAAGACUUGGCCAAAUCGUUAUGCGACUACUUGAGAGAGCAAAAGUACUUUGAUAUCCUCAUCGAACUCUUCAUCAAACAAGGAGUUUGUGAUUCCAGUGAGUUUUUACAACUGAAGUAUUAACCUCUACAAUUGUAAUUCAAAAAAUUAAAAAUUUUGAAUUUGUGAACUAUAUGAUCCAAAUUGUAAAACUUUAAAGUGUAAAAUUACAAUUACACUCAACUAAAUAUAAACUCAGGGCCAUUGUCUUACAAUUUCAGUCCGAUUAUGCUGUGGCCGGGUCCUCGAAGAAUGCAUGUCCUUGAAUAACCGGGACUACAUUGUGUCCAAAGGUUACUUAAUGAAGGUUGCCAAAACAGCAGAGAAGCUGAAUAAGAAUCAAGAGGAACAACGAAUGUCAUUGUCGAUUCUGGAGAACCUUUUUAACCAUUCUAUGUCAACCACCUCAAAGUGAGUUCUCUAUUAACUAUGAUAUCUUACAUUUGAUAAUAAUAUAGCGACCCACACGAUAAUAAUAUAGUAGCAUUAGACUGCAUAAACCACGAAAUCUAUAAUACAUAGUUAACACCGUCAAUCUGACCAUUUUCAGGCUGAUAGAGUUUGGACUUCUCGACCACAUCCUCCUGACCUGCAAGAAGGCUACCGAGAACAAGAUCAUCCUCCGGCAUGCUGCUCUGGCCCUAGUGAACCUUUCCCUCUACAGUAACCUGGAGGCCCGCAAGAAGAUCAUUCAGAAAAAGGUGGGUGUGCUAAUUGUUUUUAUUGUAUUUGACUCGUUUCGUAUCAAUUAUAAUUGUAUUUUGGUAAAAGACAAUUCUAGCUACCCGACUGGCUCUUUCUGCUCGCUUCACAGACCGAUGAUAUAACACGGUACUACGCGUGUAUGGCCAUCUGCAGUCUCAACACCUCCAAAGAUUCCGAGACUGCAGUAGCCAACUCUGGCACCUUGUCGCUGGUCGAGCCUUUCCUAACCGAACAUCAGCCUUCUACCUUCGCCGUUCACGACUACAAACACGCACAAGGCCGGCCCAAAGAAUGGCUGAUAAUGUAGGUUUGACCAACCUUUUUCAAAGCAAAAAAAAUUGUUCGAUAUAAUAUUAGGGACGCAUUAUAUGAACCUUCUUUACAGAGCUUCUCUUGUUAUGUUAUUGUAGCUUCGUUUUAAAACUCUUUUUUAUUACCUAAACUUCAGGCUGCUCCCCAUGCUCAAGUCUAAAUGCAGAGAAGCCAAGAACAUGGCCGCUUUUCACUUUGCGAUGGAAGCCAUUAUCAAAAAGAAUCAACAGAAACUCGAGGUUCUGCAAGAAAUCAACGCCAUCGAGGCUUUAAAAGAAGUUGCCUCGAGUCCUGACGAAACUGGAGCCAAAUAUGCGAGUGAAGCACUUACCACAUUCGGAGAAGACGUGCCUUACAAACUGUCACAACAAGUUCCCAGCUGGACCAACGACGAUGUUCAAUAUUGGGUGGAAAAGGUAAUUUUUGUAAACUUCAUAAAUAUAUUUUUUGCAGAAAAUAUUCUAGAAAACGUGUCAUUUUCCUAAAUUUGGGUCAUAAUUCGAGAAAAUAAGUUAUGGUUCCAGAAAAUACGUCAUUAUUUCACAAAAUAUACCACGUUUCUAGAAAAUGCGUCAAUAUUCUUCGCAAAUAUGUAAUAUUGAGAAAAUGAAUAAAAAUGCAGAUUUUUGCAUGAAAAUUUCUAAUUAAAAUUGUACUUUUGUUUUCCCUACAGUACCAAAUGGCUCUGCAGCUUGCAAAACAUCAUAAUAUUGUUUUAGAUCGGGUUUGGAGAAUUCAAAGGCAGAUUCGGACAGAAUAUGGUUGAUGGGGAUCUUCUGCUGUUACUGACCGAGAAAGAGCUGGAAGAAGAUCUUAAAAUGUCUUCGGGAAUCCUGAGAAAACGCUUCAUGAGGGAGCUUGAAAGUUUGAAAGUAGGUUUAGCUACAUUACAAAAAUAUGUUAAAAACUAAAAUCUUAAUAUAUUGUUAGGCAAAAAACAUCUAAAAAAAUAUAAAUAUGUCAUAGAAGAGUUUAAUGUCAAUGAGAAUUUGUUCUUAAUACCUACAUAUAUAUUAUUAUUUUAGAUCGCAGCUGAUUAUUCAUCCGUCGAUGAUAGCCAACUCGACCAGUUCUUGAUGUCGCUGGGACCAGAGUUGUCUGUUUACACGUAUCAGAUGCUAGGUACAGGAUUAAAUCGGAAUCUAUUACCUCAUCUAACCAAUGACAUGAUGAAAGAUGUUUGCGGGAUUCAGAAUCCGAUUCACAGGUUGAAGCUUAGGCAGGCGUUGCAAGGUGAGCAGUUUUUCAUGUUUACUCAUGUAAAACAUUGCAGAUAGUAAGCAUAUUGACGACAUUGAGGUGGCCAUCCUCAGUAAACACAUCGAUGUCUUCAUUAGCUACAGAAGAAGCACGGGGAAUCAGCUGGCAAGUCUGAUUAAGGUGCUUCUUCAACUUAGAGGAUAUAAAGUAAGGUCUCAUUUUUAUUUUCAAAUGUUUUUUUAAAAGAUGUGAAACAUAUCUUUUCAUAAAAAUUAUUAUUAUAAUUAAUCCUGAAAUUGUUUUAGGUGUUUAUUGACGUCGACAAGCUUUACGCAGGCAAAUUCGACUCCCAUUUGUUGAAAAACAUCCAAGCGGCCAAACACUUCGUUCUAGUGUUAACACCACACUCAUUGGACCGCCUUCUGAACGACAACAAUUGCGAAGACUGGAUUCAUAAGGAGGUAGCGUGAACAACAUUCCUUCCCCAUUACAUACUGAUAUUUUUAGUUGCGAUGUGCUUUUGAUCACCAGAAGAACGUCAUCCCCAUAUUUGAUCAACACUUUGAAUUCCCAGCGGUUGAAUCAGAAUUGCCAGGUGACAUUCGACAGAUCACCAAGUUUAAUGGCGUCCGAUGGGUCCAUGAUUAUCAAGAAGCGUGUAUUGAUAAGGUCGAGAGGUUCAUCAAGGGCGAACUCAACAGGGCUUCAAGUAUUGACCCACAGCAAGGGGUAGGUUCAUUCUUUCAAAUUGCAAUAGAUGAGGUGAUAGUGAAGUAAUCAAAUUAAAAAAUCAGAAACUUUGUCGUAUCAACACUUUUGUGAUUAAUUUUAAAAUUUUAGAUCCAAGGGUCAUCUUCCGGAGGUCCAAGAAAGAACUUGAAGAUGAAUGGUACCUCCACAAAUUCCACCCGACCUACCGUCGCUUCCUUAAACCGGUCGAAACACACAGUAGGCGAGCAGACUAGUCCAGGCACUACAAGUAUCACAACAUUCAAACUGAACCCUCCCUCAUCGUCGAAACUGAGUAGCCAUCGACUGCCUAGUAGAUCGACGUCGGUGGAGAAACAACGAAGGAAAGUGUUCUCUUCUGCCAGUACUUUAUGCUCAGAGAAGUAA